Messenger RNA from Saccharomyces eubayanus, 771 nucleotides. RefSeq names its product chorismate mutase ARO7 (gene ARO7). Gene Ontology annotation, biological process: chorismate metabolic process; aromatic amino acid biosynthetic process. Gene Ontology annotation, cellular component: cytoplasm. The coding region runs from base 1 to 771 and encodes 256 amino acids. The record is from RefSeq and is a predicted model, not a curated record. Lineage: Eukaryota; Fungi; Ascomycota; Saccharomycetes; Saccharomycetales; Saccharomycetaceae. Gene Ontology annotation, molecular function: chorismate mutase activity. The transcript has a single exon.
AUGGAUUUCACUAGACCAGAAACAGUUUUAAAUCUACAAAAUAUUAGAAAUGAAUUAGUGAGAAUGGAAGAUACAAUUAUCUUCAAAUUCAUCGAAAGAUCACAUUUUGCAACGUGUCCUUCAGUCUACAAAGAACAACAUCCAGGUUUAACAAUACCAAACUUUGAAGGCUCCUUCUUGGAUUGGGCCCUUUUGAAUCUUGAAAUUACACAAUCUCGGAUAAGAAGAUUCGAAUCGCCUGAUGAAACACCCUUUUUCCCUGACAAAAUUCAGAAAUCAUUCUUACCAAGCGUUAAUUACCCACAAAUUUUGGCACCUUAUGCUCCAGAAGUCAAUUAUAACGAUAAAAUCAAAGAUGUUUACAUUGAAAAAAUUAUUCCAUUAAUUUCGAGGAAGGAUGGUGAUGAUAGUAAUAAUUUUGGUUCCGUCGCCACUAGCGACAUCGAGUGCCUUCAAAGUUUGAGUAGAAGAAUCCAUUUUGGAAAAUUUGUUGCCGAAGCCAAGUUUCAAUCGGACAUUCCCCUAUACACGAAAUUAAUCAAAGACAAAGAUGUUGAAAGGAUAAUGGAAAAUAUCACCAAUUCUGCUGUUGAAGAAAAAAUUCUAGAAAGACUAACCAAAAAGGCUGAAGUUUACGGUGUGGACCCCACUAACAAAAAAGGUGAGAGAAGAAUUACACCUGAAUAUUUAGUGAAGAUUUACAAAGAAAUCGUUAUUCCCAUUACAAAAGAAGUAGAGGUGGAAUACCUGUUGAGGAGAUUGGAAGAUUAG